AUGCCAAGGGAUCCGCUCAUCGGGUUGGUGGGAAAGCCAUCUAGCGGGAAAUCGACCACGCUGAACAGUUUGACCGAUGCUUCUUCCAAAGUUGGUAAGGGAUUUGAAUUGCAUAUUGGAAUUGCUAGGCCUGCUAACCAUGAAAUUCCGCAUCUAGGAAACUUCCCUUUCACCACUAUCGACCCUCAGCGCGCCAUUGGUUAUCUUCAAAUAGAAUGCGCCUGCCAGCGAUUCAACGUCUCGGAUAAGUGCAAACCGAACUACGGAGGCUGUUUCGAGGGACGACGGUCUGUCCCGAUUGAGCUCCUCGAUGUGGCUGGCCUUGUGCCGGGUGCGCAUCAAGGCCGAGGGCUGGGAAACAAGUUCUUGGAUGAUCUGCGUCAUGCAGACGCCUUGAUCCAUGUGGUGGAUGUCAGCGGAACAACAGAUGCGGAAGGAAAGGCAACACGAGGAUAUGACCCUUCGCAAGACAUUGAAUGGCUGCAUUCGGAGAUUGUGCGAUGGGUUCUCGGAAACCUGAUGCAGAAAUGGGGAUCGAUCAAGAGAAGACAUAUGGCUAUCAAGUCGACGGCUGUGGAUACCCUGCAGAACCAGUUCUCCGGUUACGGGAGUACGACACAGAUCGUGGGAAGGUGCUUGGACCGAAUAGGGCUAAAGCAGCCCCUUGAGGAGUGGUCGGACGAAACGAUCCAGAAAGUUGUGGAAGCGUUCAUCGACGAGAAGUUCCCCACGGUGUUUGCCUUGAACAAAAUCGACCAUCCCGACGCAGACAAGAACGUCAGCAAAAUUGCCAAGAUGCAAGACUCGCAGUCUAUUGUGCUUUGUUCCGCCAUUUCAGAGGUGUUCCUACGAAGACUCGCGAAGCAAAAUUACAUCAAAUAUGUGGAAGGAAGCGAAUUUCUAGAUACGCGAGAAGAUCUUAUAGAUAUGGGCGAUGCCGAUGGGGGUGGAUUGAAGGAGAUGGACGAGAAGUUGAAGACCCGCGUCGAGAACAUGAAAGACAUGGUACUGUACCGCUUCGGAUCUACCGGAGUAGUACAGUGUCUCUCGCGAGCUGCGGAACUUCUAGGACUUGUGCCCGUUUUCCCCGUCAGAAACCUUUCGACUUUCUCGUCCGGUGCCGGAUCCGCAGCAUUCCGAGAUUGCGUUCUUGUGAAGAAGAAUAGCACGGUGGGCCAAGUUGCUCAGAAGGUUAUGGGUGAUGUACCAAUUUCCUACAUCGAAGGAGUUGGUGGUGUCCGUGUCUCGGAAGACGACAUUGUUGCUGUCGGGAAACACGAUGUACUCAGCUUCAAGCCUGGCCGUUAA
Aspergillus affinis is the source of this 1308-nucleotide messenger RNA. RefSeq names its product Ygr210 GTPase family protein. The record is from RefSeq and is a predicted model, not a curated record. The coding region runs from base 1 to 1308 and encodes 435 amino acids. Gene Ontology annotation, cellular component: cytoplasm. NCBI's taxonomy places the organism in Eukaryota, Fungi, Ascomycota, Eurotiomycetes, Eurotiales, Aspergillaceae. The transcript is spliced from 10 exons. Gene Ontology annotation, molecular function: GTP binding; ATP hydrolysis activity.